Paracoccidioides brasiliensis Pb18 is the source of this 366-nucleotide messenger RNA. RefSeq lists its product as uncharacterized. The transcript is spliced from 2 exons. The record is from RefSeq and is a predicted model, not a curated record. The coding region runs from base 1 to 366 and encodes 121 amino acids.
AUGCCUAUUUGCACUGAUCUUCUCCGAGAGUACACUCCGGAUCGGCCGUUAAAUGGAAAUGAUAUAUUGUGGUCAUCUUUCAGCUUGACAUUCGCCUUUCUGACUCGGCCCUCCAGCAGCGUCCACUAUUUACAACAGCCAAGUGAGACCUUGAUCAGUUGUCAAAUCUGGCGUUGCUGGUGGUGGAGGGUAGAUGGCGAUUCGGAACCAACGGAAGGUCUUACAACAUGGCAAGACGUGUUGAAAUGGCCAGACUCCGGAAAUCAAUGCACAGAGGAGGAAUACGAAAUGCGAUCCCAUCAGAAGCUACCGGAGGAUAGCAAACUGGAGAGGAAAUUCAUAACCAGCACAAAAUUCCCUCUUUAG